Messenger RNA from Somion occarium, 438 nucleotides. NCBI's taxonomy places the organism in Eukaryota, Fungi, Basidiomycota, Agaricomycetes, Polyporales, Cerrenaceae. The record is from the annotation of a GenBank genome assembly.
AUGUUAAAUAGAGAUUUUACUAAACCUAGAAUUAACGAAAAAUUACAGCCCUGGCAAGUUACAGGUCUAGCCGAUGGAGAAGGGGCAUUUAUUUGCACUAUUACAAAAUCGGGUAGAGGAUUAACAGGUAAAACUGUUAAAUUAGAAUUUAAAGUUACACAAAAAGCACAUUCAGAGGGAAUAUUACAUGAACUUCAAGAAUAUUUUGGCUGCGGUAGUGUUGUGAUAGACAAUAGAGAAACAGAGACUAAAAAAUAUCGUGUCUCAUCUUUGUCUUUUAUUUUAGAAAAAAUCAUUCCUCAUUUUGAUUCUUAUCCUUGUUUAACUUCUAAGUAUUUAAAUUAUAGAGAUUGGAAACAAAUUGCUUUAAUAAUGGAAAAAAAAGAACAUCUUACUAUUAAAGGAAUUGAAGAAAUUACAAGAUUAGCUUCAAAAUGA